Molecule: messenger RNA, 1095 nt
Organism: Ochotona curzoniae (black-lipped pika)
Lineage: Eukaryota; Metazoa; Chordata; Mammalia; Lagomorpha; Ochotonidae
Gene: TLCD3A
Product: TLC domain containing 3A
Exons: 5
Coding region: 1-774 (257 amino acids)
Biological process (GO): lipid homeostasis
Cellular component (GO): membrane; endoplasmic reticulum
Source: RefSeq, a predicted model, not a curated record
AUGCUGCUGACGCUGGCCUGGGGCUCUGUCUUCUUCCCUGGACUCUUCGCGUUUUGCACCUGGGCGCUGCGCCGCUCGCGGCCGGAAUGGACGGAGACCGACUGCGUGAUGAUCAGCACCAGGCUGGUUUCUUCGGUACAGGCUGUGCUAGCCACGGGCUCAGGGAUCGUGGUCAUCCGUUCCUGCAACGACGUGAUCAGCGACAGGCACUGGCUUGCCCGAGAAUAUGUUUGGUUUUUUAUUCCAUACAUGAUCUAUGAUACUUAUGCCAUGUACCUCUGUGAGUGGUACCGAACCAGAGACCAGAAUCUCAGCCACUCCACCACGUUUCGAAACUUCCUAAGUCAGAACCGCCUCAUGAUCACGCACCACGCGGUCAUUCUGUUUGUCCUUGUACCAGUUGCACAGAGACUCCGGGGACACCUUGGGGAUUUCUUUGUUGGUUGCAUCUUCACUGCAGAACUGAGCACUCCGUUUGUGUCACUUGGCAGAGUUCUGAUUCAGCUAAAGCAGCAGCACACCCUCCUCUACAAGAUGAACGGAAUCCUCACGCUGGCCACUUUCCUUUCCUGCCGGAUUCUCCUUUUUCCCUUUAUGUACUGGGCCUAUGGCCAACAGCAGGGGCUAAGCCUGAUCCAAGUGCCAUUCAAUAUCCCUUUCUACUGCAAUGUGGCCAAUGCCUUCCUCAUCGCUCCCCAGAUCUACUGGUUCUCUCUGCUCUGCAGGAAAGCAGCCCGACUCUUUGAUGUUCCCGAGGUCAAAAAGGAUGGCUAACCACUCCCACGGGGUCAGGCAGAGAGGCUGCCUCCUCACCAUAGCUGCGUCUCACACUCAGCGUUCUGUGGACCAAAUUACUACCCUGGAUGGUCUCAGCCUUUAUAUGUUGAUAAGCAGAUGGAUUUGAGUUUUUCUAAAGAAGUAUUCACAUUGCCUCCCUCUUCUAACCUGCCCUUUUUGCAACAGCAUUUUUUUGUCUUAGUAACAACUAUUGGAUCCUGUCAGGCCUCCACUGGCAGCAAGGUGUUCUCACUGUAAGCCUAAGGAUGCAUCCUUGGGGUUAUCUCCAAAGCUCUGGGAGGUAGAAGCAGGGGUAUG